Poecile atricapillus (Black-capped chickadee) is the source of this 3325-nucleotide messenger RNA. It is a transcript of the gene TENT4B, whose product is annotated as terminal nucleotidyltransferase 4B. The record is from RefSeq and is a predicted model, not a curated record. Gene Ontology annotation, cellular component: nucleolus; TRAMP complex. The transcript has 12 exons. NCBI's taxonomy places the organism in Eukaryota, Metazoa, Chordata, Aves, Passeriformes, Paridae. Gene Ontology annotation, biological process: RNA 3'-end processing. Gene Ontology annotation, molecular function: mRNA binding; poly(A) RNA polymerase activity. Bases 153 to 2210 code for a protein of 685 amino acids.
GCUGUGGAGCGACGGCGGCAGCAGCGAGCAGGCAGGCGCGGAGCUGCCCUUCCAUAGGAGCCGCCAUUAGCGCUGGGACCCGCUGACAGGGUCUCGGCGGCGGCGGCCGGCGCGGCGCGGGGAGCGGAUCAGCCGGGGUGGGUCCCCGUUUGAUGGAUCCCCGGAUAGCCUGGUUCCAGCCAGAGCAGCUCGGCCCCUCGAACCGCCUGUGGAUGCAGAUCUGGGAGACCACGCAGGGGGUCCGCAACCUCUACUUCCAGCAGCAGCAGCAGCAGCAGGAGCAGCAGCAGCAACAGCAACAGCAGCAGCAGCAGCAGCAGCAGAGCGCCCCCGCCGCGGCCGGCCCGGCCUCCCCGCCCGGCAUGUACCGCGCCCCCCGCGCCGACCCCCCGCCCGACUUCCUGCCGCUCGAGAGCGCCAACAACCCGCACAGCCGCGGGCACCGCCAGGCCUCGCCGCCCCCGGGGGCCGCCGCCUGGGCCCGGCCCGCGCGGGGGGCGCCGCCCGCCGCCGCCGCCGCCGCCAGCAACAAGAGGAAGCGCGACAACAAGGCCAGCACCUUCGGGCUCAACUACAGCCUGCUGCUGGGCCGCGCCCCCGCCCCGGCCGACGAGCCGGCCGCCCGCGCCCAGCCCGGCCUGGCCGAGCCGCUCUACACCGGCACCCCCUGGAAGAAAAGGAACUACAGCCAGGGAGUCGUGGGUCUUCAUGAAGAAAUCAUUGACUUUUAUAAGUACAUGUCUCCCAGACCUGAAGAAGAGAGAAUGCGGAUGGAAGUGGUGAACAGAAUAGAAAAUGUUAUCAAAGAGCUCUGGCCUAAUGCAGAUGUGCAGAUAUUUGGAAGUUUUAAAACUGGUUUAUAUUUACCUACAAGUGAUAUUGAUUUAGUUGUGUUUGGAAAAUGGGAGACAUUACCUCUUUGGACCCUGGAAGAAGCUCUUAGAAAGCACAAUGUAGCAGAUGAAAACUCAGUAAAGGUUUUAGAUAAAGCAACUGUACCUAUUAUUAAACUGACAGAUUCCUUCACUGAAGUAAAAGUUGAUAUAAGCUUUAAUGUACAGAAUGGGGUUAAAGCAGCCCAGCUCAUCAAAGAUUUUAUCAAGAAAUAUCCGGUGUUACCAUUUCUAGUUUUAGUACUGAAACAGUUCCUGCUGCAGAGGGACCUUAAUGAAGUAUUUACAGGUGGAAUUGGUUCUUAUAGUCUCUUUUUAAUGGCUGUCAGUUUCCUUCAGCUGCAUCCCAGGGAAGAUGCCUGUAUGCCCAAUGCCAACUAUGGUGUUCUUUUAAUAGAGUUUUUUGAAUUAUAUGGACGUCACUUCAAUUAUCUGAAGACUGGAAUCCGAAUAAAGGAUGGUGGCUCUUAUGUUGCCAAGGAUGAAGUGCAGAAAAGCAUGUUGGAUGGCUACAGACCAUCAAUGCUGUACAUUGAGGAUCCAUUACAGCCAGGUAAUGAUGUUGGGAGGAGUUCCUAUGGUGCCAUGCAAGUGAAGCAGGCUUUUGAUUAUGCCUAUGUUGUUCUGAGCCAUGCGGUUUCCCCAAUAGCUAAAUAUUAUCCUAACAACGAAACAGAAAGUAUAUUAGGGAGAAUAAUUAGAGUAACACAAGAAGUGGCCACGUACAGAGACUGGAUAUCCAAGCAGUGGGGAAUGCAAAGCAGAACGGAAUCUUCAUGUAAUGGUAAUGGAGUAACCUUGAUAGUAGAUACUCAGCAGCUGGACAAAUGCAACAAUAAUCUUGCUGAAGAGAAUGAAGCACUGGGAAAACCUAGAAAUAAAACUUCAGAAACACUUAGUAAACAUUCUUCAAAUUCUUCAUCAGGUCCUUUAUCAUCAUCAUCAUCCACACUGUCCAGCUCUAGUGAUGUAGAUUCUGAUGGAACACCUUGCAAAACCUCUAAACAGUUGAGUUGUCGUCAGUCUACCACAAACAGAGUGGGGUCACAAGAAGUGUCACUGGAAUCCUCCCAGUCAAGUGGGAAAACACAAAAUAGCCAAACAGCCAAUACAUCCAGCAACACGAACAAAUCUCAGCAUGGAUCUGCACGGUUAUUUCGUUCUUCUAACAAAGGCUUCCAAGGUCCAGCAAACUCAAGCCAUGGUACCUCAGUCACAAACAAACAGCACCAAGGCAGCAAAUCACACCAUCAGUUUUUCCACGGCAAAAAGAGGAAACACAAGAGGGAUGCAGCCCUGUCAGACCUUUGUAGAUAGUUGCCUACUUUAUGACUGUUCUUCUGUGUGCAAUGAUCUCAUGCUACAGGAUAGUUUGAUAGUGACUCCUUGGAUCUCUUCUGGAGCUUCAGACUGUUCAGACAUAGAUUAGCAACUGCAUUUUUUUUUCCCAGCUCGCCACGGAACGGAACAUGAAGAUUGAUCACUGCAAAAAAAAAAGGAAAAAAAAAAAAAAAAAAAAGAAAAAAAUGGAAAAAAAAAGGAAAAAAUAAUUUUUUUAAAAAGAGGAAAAAGGCUGCUCAUUUGAUAAGUCAUAUGCUACAACAGGGUCAUUUAGGAUAUAAAAGCUUGAAUGUAAAAUAAAUGUAUUUCCCAUCAGCUCAUGCUGACCUGUAGAGAUAGUACUCAGUGUGUCUAGGGGGUGGUAACAAACAAAUAAAACACAAAAAAUAGGAAAAAAAAGGCAAAAAAUUGUAUUUUGAGGGAAACCCAGCCUUUAAAGGUGAAAGUAAUUUGUGCAUGAUUUUUUAAUUAUUUUUGCAUAUACUUACCAUUUUAUUGUGUAUAUAUAGAUGACCAUAUAGGAAAACUGACAUUUGUAAUAGUGGAUUUGUUAAUACUUUUUACAUAACAUUACUGUUUAAAUUGUAAACAUAAAUUUUUCUCAGGAUUAGUUUGGAAAAUAAUCUGAAUUGUCAUCUUAACAUCCAUAUAAAGAGACAUUACUAGUUAUAUUGCUCAGAAUUUCUUUUCUUGGCAUUUGGAAGAUCUUAUAGAACUUUUGAUCUGCAAAAGCUGUUCCUCUGAAAGAAAGGUUUAUGGUGGCAAAUGAAGAUUUUCAUUUGUAUAAAAUGUACAUGUACUUUGUGUAGACACGGAGCUUGUCAUCUCUGAGAAGUAACCUUCACCUUGUUUUCUAGAGUGCCAUCAUUUCAGGCAAUGGGGUUUUAUAGUUGCAUCUUCUCUUCCUCCCCUUAGUGGUCUUCCCUCGACCCUUCCUUCUUUGUUUUAAAGAAACAACAAAAGGCCACUCGGGGUUUUUUGGGGGUGUUUUGGUUAGGUUUUUUUGUUGUUGUUGGGUAUUUUUUGUUUUAUUUUUUUUUGAUUGAUGGUGGUGAUUGUUUUCUUUUUUUUUUUUUUUUUUUCUUUUUGUU